AUGUCUUCCUUAACCUUCAAUAUCCGAGCGUUCCUGGUCUCUCUAACCGGCCUCGUCUGCUCGGUUUUCAUUGUGAUUCUUAACGCGCGUCUUCUUUGGCGCUUCCGGACGUCGGCGAUGCGACACAAACCCGAAUAUCACCUGUUCACCAUUCGAUUCGUCAUUGACAUUUGUUUUUCUCUCACAGGUACUUGUUUCAUGAUCUUAGAAUUAGUUCAAAUUUCAAAUUUCAGUGAGUUUUUACUACACCGGACUCAUUCUGUCCUACAUAGAUUCGUUCGUUCUGUUCGAGUACAAAUCCCUUUUCUUUAUCACUUUGCUCUCCUCCAACAUGACCUCCACCCGUUUCCUUUUGGCUUUUCUCAUAUCGAUCGAGAGACUGAUCGCUGUGUUCUUCCCGAUCAAUUUCUAUAACAACCGUCGGAGAAUCCCCAUUUUCAUCUUUUUCGUCCUCGUGUUCAUGUGGGGAACGUUCGAGGACGUCAUGUACUUCUCAGUCUGCAACGUCUCCCCGUUCGCCAAAAGCUGCUCCAUUCUUGCUUGCACCUGGAAUGACUGUUUUCUACAAUAUUGGACAGGUAACAAGCUGGUGAGCUGCUGCAUAAUUCGUGCUUUUUUGUAAAUGUAACCGUUGAGAUCAUCGGAGCGUUCUCGUGCGUCAGCUCGCUCAUCCUGUUCGUCAAGCUUCUCUCGCUGAAGCGUGAGAUUCAUCUCAACACCGACUUAUCCAAAGUGAGUAGUUGCUCGUGCUCCCAAUGACCUUUUCUCUUGCAGACAAAUUAUUUGUGCAUCGUCGACGCGUGUCUCACCAUUCUCUUCGACUUUUCGCCUUUUCUCAUCACCCUCGUCUUCAAGACACAACUUCUGUCCGCUGACGUUAGUCUUGUGCAGACUCCACAAGAAUACCUGAAGUUUGUUUCAGAUCUACGGACCAUACAAUGCGACCGCGAAGAGCCUUUCCUGUUUCUUUGACGCUAUCAUCGCCACGUUCGUGCUCAGAAUGACCGCCAAACCGGCACACAUCAAAAGUGUCAAUCCUCGAAGCGGUGUUGUUUCAGAAAGAUUACCAUCUAGUAAAACUUUUGGAUAGCUUUGCUUGGAUAAAUCGUUUUUUGUUCGUCACUCCCUUCAUCUUGUUAUUGUACCCGAAAGCUUGUUAGACGAUUCGAGGGCGAGGAGAGAGCGGAGACGCAGUCGGAAAAGGAGGACACGACAGAAGAUACUGCACGGCGGCCUUCGAAUCAGUGUAAGAAAACCUUCGGCCCGCGCUCGCCCUCAUCCCCCACUUAGUCUAAUUCUGUGCGGAAUGAAAUGAAGUUUCUAGUUCACAUCACAUGUCUUUCCACUUUUAUUCUCUCUUAUUCUUGCGCCGAUGAACAAUAUUGGAAGGUUUCCGUUGUUCAAAUGGUACGAACCCGUUAACAGAGUGUUCAGGACGAGGACGGAUUGGAAGUAACGAUAACAAAGGCGAUAGAUGAGGCGGAGUGCGAGAUGAAGUCGGCCGGCGGAGACGUCGUCGAUCAGUACUACAAACUGACGGACGAGAGCGGCACCGAGAUUGGCAGCAAUUUCGGGAAAAAGCCGUACACGUUCACGCUGGGCAAGAACCAAGUGAUAGCCGGAAUGGACCGUGCGAUGAGAGGAAUGUGCAUCGGAGAGAUCCGAAAAGUGGUCAUUCCGCCAAAGUUGGGAUUUGCAAAGUGAGUGGUGAUGUCUGAUUUCUUAUUCUCAUGCAGCUUUUUAGAGACACGUCUGGCCAGCCUCUCUAUUACACCGUGCAGCUGGUGAACCUGUUCCGCGCGAAUCCCGGAGAGAGAUGGGUCACCGAAGAGGGCAUCCAAAUCGAGCAGACGCACAAGAUCGAGGCGGAAAAGUGCAGAAAAGCGGAGCAGGGCGACAAAAUCUAUCAGCAGUACGUCCUUCGACUAGAAGAUAACACCCUGGUCGACUCGUCUUACUCGCGGAACUCCCCGUUUGUGUUCAGGCUCAGAAAUAGAGUGAGUUGAUGUUUUGCAAAGAAAAAUUGUUUCGCGGAAUCGGAAGUAAUUCGAUAAGCUAAUACACGUAGUGGAGCCAAGAAGCAUGAGUAGAGCAGAACUGGUAAAGAAAUUUCAGGAAGUGAUUGACGGCAUGGACAUUGCGAUGGACGGAAUGUGCGAAGGAGAGCGUCGUCGAGUUGUGAUCCCAUCGGAGUACGGAUACGGAGCACAGGGUUCGCCUCCAGAGAUCCCCGGCGGAGCGCGUCUUUUCUUUGAAAUAGUGCUCGAGAAGCUUGUGAAGCGGGACGAACUCUAA
Messenger RNA from Caenorhabditis sp. 36 PRJEB53466, 2295 nucleotides. NCBI's taxonomy places the organism in Eukaryota, Metazoa, Nematoda, Chromadorea, Rhabditida, Rhabditidae. The record is from the annotation of a GenBank genome assembly.